AUGGCUCCUUAUGAAUUGCUAUACGGGAGGAAAUGUAGGACUCCUGUAUGUUGGGGUGAAGUUGGACAAAGAGAGCUUGCGCCAAGUGAUUUAAUAACAACGACAAAUGAAAAGAUUGAUUUGAUUAGAGCUCGACUGAAAGCAGCCCAGGAUCGGCAAAAAGCCUAUGCAGACAAGAGAAGGCGACCUAUCGAGUUUCAAGUUGGAGACUAUGUUCUGUUGAAAGUAUCUCCAUGGAAGGGUAUAAUCCGUUUCCGCAAACGGGGUAAGCUAGGUCCUCGCUAUAUUGGACCGUUUAAAAUUUUGGCUCGAGUUGGAAAGGUAGCAUAUCGUUUAGAAUUACCGCCUACACUAGACGGGAUUCACAAUACCUUCCACGUAUCGCAAUUAAGGAAGUGUCUUGCGGAUGAAGCUGCGCUAGUACCUCUCGACGACAUUGAGUUGGACGAGGGGUUAAAAUAUGUCGAAAGACCGAUAGCCAUUAAAGACGUUAAAGUGAAGAAUCUUUGUAACAAGACCGUUAGACAAGUGUUGGUCCAAUGGCAACACCGAAAGGGGUCGGAACUUACAUGGGAAACGAAAGAUGAAAUGAGGAAGCACUACCCUUUUCUAUUCGGCGUGAAGGAAGAAGGUACAAGCACUAGGAAAACGGAAGGCACGCAAGAUCGAGAUACAUUGAUUUACGGUGGUUAA
Messenger RNA from Helianthus annuus (common sunflower), 693 nucleotides. RefSeq lists its product as uncharacterized. The record is from RefSeq and is a predicted model, not a curated record. Lineage: Eukaryota; Viridiplantae; Streptophyta; Magnoliopsida; Asterales; Asteraceae. Bases 1 to 693 code for a protein of 230 amino acids. The transcript is spliced from 3 exons.